Molecule: messenger RNA, 7174 nt
Organism: Panicum virgatum (switchgrass)
Lineage: Eukaryota; Viridiplantae; Streptophyta; Magnoliopsida; Poales; Poaceae
Product: helicase protein MOM1-like
Exons: 15
Coding region: 221-6838 (2205 amino acids)
Biological process (GO): negative regulation of transcription by RNA polymerase II; chromatin remodeling
Cellular component (GO): HDA1 complex; chromatin; nucleus
Molecular function (GO): ATP hydrolysis activity; DNA binding; ATP-dependent chromatin remodeler activity
Source: RefSeq, a predicted model, not a curated record
ACAGGGGAGGUCUGGAGGAGGAGGAGGGCCCCCGCCCCCACCCACCGCCCGCGUCCCUUCACCACCGUCCCUCCGCGUCCGCGGAGCUCGCAAAACCCCACUCCCACUGCGUCGGCUGCGCAACCCCGCCGCGCCGAACCCUAGCGUCGCCGCCUCCGCCACCGCGAUCCGGCCGCGGGGCCGCAUUCCCCGCCGGGCGUGCUCCCCGGAGGGAGGCCAAAUGGCAAGCACUCCAGGGGGAUCAUUGAUAGAUGGAGCAGCUGGAAGCAACACGACAAUCGGAAACGGCAGCCGGAAUGCUAUAAAUGGUCCGCACUUGAGGUCACGCCAACUGUCCAGCUUGGCCCCUGCGAGGAGGUCAAGUCGGAGUACUCCGAACCCUUACAGAUUUCCUCCCACAACGUUGGGCGGUGAGGCAUCGGGCUCUUAUGAGAAGAAGCGAAAGGCACUAAUGGAGGAAGCACCCCACGGAAUUUCAGAGGCAGUCAAGGUCAGUGGCUCAGCUCCUCUGACGCCAAGAGAUCCAAACAGAACUUACAGCUCCAAGGACGGUGUGAAAGGGCAGUUGAGUGAGCACGCCAUGGUUGGGAGUGCUAGGAGUUCACCAAAGAAGCGAAAAUGUAUGCCUAGGGGCAACUACUUGUCAGAAUUCACGCCGAGGAGCAAGGGUGUAGCCACAGCUGUAGUUACUGGAUCGGAGCAAUCAUCUAUUCCCACAAAAACAAACAAGGUUAAGGAAAGUCCAUUUCAGAAACUUCAGAGAUUGCCAGAUGGGUGCCAUCCUGAUUUUGACAAUGAUCAUUUGUGUUCUAUUAAUAAACUCCGUGAGUUCUGGCACAAGUCUCAAGGUGCUGUAUUUGUUGAUGAUAAGGAGCAUGUAAUGAAGGCCAUCUUAUUCGUAUUGUCAGUUUUACCUGAUGUCUGCCAACCUUUUCUACUUCUCACAAAUGCUUCACUACCCUUAUGGGAGGCUGAGUUCAGUCGCUUUGCACCAUGUAUCAACGUUAUUGUGUAUGACGGGGAGAAAGAUGUGCACAAACUAGUUCAGAAUCCAGAAUUCCAUGAGAACAGAAGACACACGAUGUUACAUGUACUCCUAGCUCAUCCUGAUGCUAUCUUAGAGAACAUUAAAAAUUUAGAGUGCAUUGGUUGGGAGGCAGUUAUUGUUGACUAUUGUCAAAGCUCAAUUUUGAAACACCUCAAACAACUCAAGCAACUUCCAACAGAUUUCCGGGUGUUGCUUUUGAGCUCUCCAGUGCAGGAUAAUCUUCUCGAAUACAAGAACCUACUAGCUUUCCUUAACUCGGAACAAGAAGAUAAUGGAGCUUAUGUUGAUGCUGAUGCUCUUGCUGUGUUGAGAGCAAGGUUUACACGCCAUAUCGCAUAUGAGCGAAAAGCGGGUUCUUCAAAUUUUUUGGAGUAUUGGGUUCCUGCUUACCUUUCACAAGUGCAGCUAGAACUCUAUUCUUCUAUGUUGCGUGCAAACUCAUCUAUCCUGCAGUCACAAACGGCAACUGACAGCGCUGGAGCUCUUCGUGAUAUUGUUAUGUGUCUUUGGAAGUGUUGCAAUCACCCUUGCCUCGUUGGCGUACAACAUUCACUUGCCAACACUUGUGAUGUAACUGAAUCCACAGAUGGUAGAAUGCUCGAGAGUGGUAAAUUACUGCUUCUUGAAAAAAUGAUUAAAGAGAUCAGGAAGAAGAGAUUAAGAGUCAUUGUUCUUUUUCAAUCUGAUGGAGCGGUUGGAGACGGUAUGGGUAAUAUCUUAGAAGAAUUUGUACGCCAAAAAUUUGGCCCCGAGUCAUACGAACGCGUUCAAAACCGUUCAGCAUUUUCAGUGAAACAAGAAGCAAUGAAUAUGUUCAAUGACACAACCAAAGGGCGAUUUGUUUUUCUGAUUGAUAGCCGUGCAUGCCACUCCAGCAUAAACCUUUCAUCUGUUGAUACCAUUAUCAUUUAUGGUAGUGACCUGAAUCCAUUAAAUGAUCUGAAGGCUCUUCGAAAGAUCAAAAUAGAGUCACAACUGAAGUAUGUGCGCAUUUUCCGCUUGUAUACUCCUUUCACAGUGGAGGAAAAGGGUCUUGUGCUUGCAAAGCAAAGCAUGACUAUUGAUAGCAACGACCGAGAUAUAUUGCCUAGUUUAAGCCAUUGCUUGCUAAGCUGGGGUAUAUCAUUCCUCUUCAGUAGAGUUGACGACCUUCAGCAAGAUAACUGUGCUAGUAAAAGUUAUGAAAGGAACACAGUAUUAAUGAUGGAUAAAGUACUUUUGGAAUUCUUAACAGCACUGUCCACAGAUAUUGAAGAUAGCUGCAAAAUAAAUAGUGCAAUCAUAUCAAAAGCUUGUAUGAGUGGUGAGUUUUAUUCAAGAAACAUUAUUCUGAUAGGUGAGAGAGAGGGAGCGUCUUCACUGGAUGGAGAUCCACCUAAAUUCUGGUUAAAGUUGCUUAAUGGGAAAUCCUGUUGUCAGCGCAAUAAACCAAUCAAAGUUCCCACUGAAGAAACUAAUGAAACCAGAAGGAAGCUUAGCAAAACAGGUGAAAUUGCAGGUUCAUCUUCAAAGUUUUCAUCAGAUGCGACUAAUAAUAACCUAUUUCCUGAAACUGGUACUCCAUCCAGUGCUGAUGUUCAUUUACUUCCUGAAGCAGUUCGUUUUGAAGGGAUGGAAAACCAGAGCACGCCUAAAAGUCUUCAUGCUGAACUUAAGCGCGAGUUAUCAAAGCUCAUUAAGGUGUUAAAACUACCGGAUAAUGUAUGCUUUAAGGCCAAGCAGCUCCUUGAGUAUGUUUUAAAUAAUCAUCUAUUAAUGCGUGAGCCACAGGGCAUACUGCGCGCAUUCAACAUAGCCUUGUGUUGGCGUGCUGCUUCUCUCCUGAAAUAUUCCAAGUUGGAUCAUCGAGAAUCACUAGACCUUGCUGCAGACUGCUUGAACUAUGGAUACAAUGAGGAACUCAUAAGAUAUUUCUAUAAAAAAUUAGGAAUCCUAGUUGGGAGAAGGAACAAAAUACAUAAUGAUAGAUUUUCACCACAUGAGAGCUCAUCUGUUAACUUGAGAAGUGACCACAUUCCUUCGAAGCAGGCAGUGGAUCUUCAUGGUAACUUCACAAAUGGCACUGAAGAGAGCCUGUAUGCCGCUGAGCAGAUGGUUUCAGAUGGGCAAGAGUUGGUAUCUUCUCCAGAAGCCAACAGAGAAUGCCAUUUGUCAAGUGCAGAACCCCCUGGUAGGACCGCAACCAAAAGAAUAGAUUUAUUUAACAACAUUUUCUCCUUAAGAAAGAAGAAUAUCCUUGAGAAACAACAACUUGAGAUAUUGAAGUUAACAAACCAGAGAGACAAUCAAGUUAUGAGACUGAAGAAGGUAUGCCAUGUAGUUAUUCAUCACAUUCGGAUAAGUGACAUUGAUGAAGAGAUCAAAAAGGACCAAAUAAAGCUAGUGAUUAAUUGGUUCACUAUGCUUAUGCUUGCAUUUUUGGUGCACAUGAAGCUCCAGCUUGCCGAACUUGGUGCAUCGCAAUCUACAACAUGGGUUGAAGAGCAAAUGAUGAAGGAAGAACUCAAGCAGGAAGUAUUAUUAUCAGGCCAAUUAGAUAAAUUCCUUGAUCUCUGCAAUACUAUACCAGAUUCCGAUUUCGACUUUAAGGAAUUUAUCCAUUUUAAGAAACAAAUUGGUGAUAAUCGUGUUGAUAACAGUUCGGACUUGGACUGUGACCAGCUUUUGGAUGACAGAUCGAUGGAAGUUACUCUAGUACGAAAUUUAGUUCCAUCAGAGGCUUUUUCUACACGUGCAGUGAGAAAUGAGCCUACAGAAGCUCAUAUGACGUUGGGCGUGGGAGCAGCAUCAGAAUCUGUAGAUCUUCCAGAUGACAAUAUCCACUGUAGUUCUGAUGGAACUGAAUUACAAAGAGCCUGUUCUGCAAGUACUAUUCCUGCAAGUACUAUUCCUGCAAGUCAUGAUUCAAUAAAUCAGGAAUCGUCAACUGGUGAGGCCAGAAGUAUUGAACAUGCCAAGAGGGACAAUAUUGCUGAUCCAAGUACAGAUAAUGAUGGUACUGCUGCAGCAGAUCCUGACCACUUAGAUUCCUCUAUCUUGGCUUCUCCACGAAACCUCAUGACCUUGCAGCAUUCAUCUGCUGAAGCAGAACCAACUGAUCCAGUGCUUGCAAUGACAGGUCGGGAUCUGCAAACUGAGUUGCAAACAUCAUGCCCAACAUUGGAUACUCAACAUCAGAUGAUGUGCCCUGAUGAUUCGAGUCAAAUGAAUAUUGAACGAGAUACAACAUCUGAAAUAUUGCAGGAAGGGACAACUUCUGACCAUUUGGGUGAUUCCAGUAUGGGAUUUAAAGAUAAAAAUGUUGACACUGCUGCUGCAGAUCCAUUGAAUUCGGAAAAUCAAUCUUAUAUUGCUCCACACAACACAACUGUCUCGACAGAUGCUUGGGAAGCUGAAACUCAGAUUGAUCAGUCAAGUCUACCUGCCCAACAAAAUUUAGUAAUUUUGGGACAACCACCAGCAGAAGCAGAACCAUCAAGUAAUCUGGACACGGAUGCUGCCUGGAGUUUGCAGCCUGAUAUUCAACCAUCAAGCCUGAUGUUGGAUGCUGACAGCUCUCAAACAAGGUGUCAGCCAGAAACUUCACCUGUUUUGUCACAGGGAGGUAUUACAUAUCACCAUUUGGCUGAUGGCAGAAUGGAGUUUGAUGUAGAUAAUAAUGGUGCUGUUUGCACACAUCAAGCCCACUCAGAAUCACCAACUAUUGCUGCCCCACAAAGCACUAUGUUGCCAUUUUCUUCAGAGGUUGGAACUCAUGCUAAUCUAUCAAGUACGUCUUGCCUGCAAAGCAGUGAUGCACCUUCAACGCCUCUAGCUGCAGUGGCAGAAUCACCUGGCAGUCAACCAGAUAAAGCAACUGAUUUAUCAGAGGAAGGUGAAACUGAAUAUCUAUCUUGUGCUACAUGUAAUCUGGCCACCUUACCAGUGUCUAGUGAAGCUGAAACUGAGAAUGGUCAAGCAAGUAUGCCUGCACAGGAAAUGAGAAGUCCCCAUGCACAAAAUAGUUUAGCAACUCUGCAGCUUCCAAUUGAUGAUCUGCAGCCACCAACCUUGAUCCUCCCGGAGGAGGAAGAAAGGGCUGGUAUGUUGUGUGCCACAGCAGCUCGGUAUUUGCAACAUGGAAUGCAACCGUCAGUCACUGCACAGGAUUUGCAGCCCGAAGUGCAGCCAUCAUCUCCAAUGCAUGAUCAACCUGCAGAAGCAGAAGGAGCAGGUACAUCGGGGACUGCCAUUUCAGCUCAGAAUUCACAGUUUGAAACACAAUUGUCAACCUCAGUUCAGCAUAUCCCACCUGAGAGCACACACCCUGAUGAGAGGAUUCAAAUAGGUCUUCAGCCAAACACAAUAUUGAGCCCUGAGCAGCUCACCCAACACUUUACAGUGGCACCUGCAGCAUCUAACAGUUUUUUAUGUAGUUCUGAACCAUUGAGAAAUGAGUUGGGAAGACUGAACUACGUGAUUGCUAUGCUUAGUAAAGAGCAUGAAAAGAAGAAAUCACAACUUCAAACAGAGUGCAACCAAGAAGUGGAGAAGAUAUUGAAGAAAUAUGAGUUGUUGCUUCAAAAGGAAAAUUGCACGUAUGAUCGAUUGACCACAGUGUUUAAUGAUAAUUACAGGAAAGUUUUUAUGCAUCACUCAUUAGCUGAGAAUUGGGAUAAUUUUAAGAAAUCAACCCCAGCUCAAGAGAGAUCUGUGAGCCCCAGAAUUCAGCCUUUUCCGCAAGCAUCAUCUAGUACAUCAGCUACUCAAACUACAACAUUACCGGUUGCCUCAUCGCUAGCCACUCAACCACCAGUAUUGACCUCCUUUCAUUCAACAGGGCCUUGCGUCCAACCUUCACAGGUGGUUCGGCCAUCAGCAUUUGAGGCUGUCCAGCUGCAACCAGUCUUACCUGGAAAUCUUUAUAGAACAACGCCAUCACCUGUUGGUUCAAUGCCUGUGCGAAACGGAAGCUUCAUAGCUGCUGGAACACAAUCACGUGGAUCUCUUCCUCUCCUCCAGCAAUCACGUGGAACACAGUCACGGUCUGCUAUGGUUCGCGGAGAUCAACAACAACUUGGUGUUAUCAAUCCAGGAAUUACAUCGUUGAGACAGUACGCCCCUGGUUUGUUGGAAAGUGUCCCAUUAACCUCCAUGGCAGCAGGCUCAGUUCAGCAAGCAAUUCCAUCAGCAUCGAACUCAGUUCCAUGUUUCCCAGAAUCUUCACUGCUACCAGGUUCUGGCCCAGUGUCAAUGGCAAAUUUUGUGCAGUCUCCUGGCACAAUCCCAUUUGCCAUGGCAACCCAACAAGCACCGGGCCUGAUUCCAGGUUUGCAUCACAUGCCAGGUGGUCCACUGAAUGGCGUGGCGGGUAUUUGGCAAGCUGGAGGUCACCUAGCCGGUACCAACCAGGCUGCACCUGAACCUAGUCCAGAUGCGCUGCGGCUCUUACAACGACAGUGGGUCCACACCAUGGCACCACCAAGCUCAGUUCAGCAAACAGUGACAGCAUCGGCAUCGAACCCACAUCCAGGCCCUGUGGUGCCCUCAACAAACCGGUAUCUCAGGGCAGUCCAGCAAGCAUUGAUUCUGAAUCCAGCUCUCGGCAACGUGGCAGGUCAAGUGAACCCAGCGGCAGGAGUUUGGCAGCACGGUGCAGCAGCUCUCCCAGCAGGUUCCAGUCAGCCUAAUGCUCCUGCACCGGCCUCAUCGAACGCGCAGCCGAGGGCCAGGACUGGGCCGCAGACUAGUGGCGUGGGGGCCCAGGGAGGGUCGGGUGAAGAAGUGGUGUGCCUAUCUGAUGACGAGUAGUAUUUAGCAGUAGUGUAGGCAUGGUUUGGAUUAGAUUAGAGGUGCUGAUAUCUGAGGCGGCCCCUUUAGCAGCAUCUGUGGUAACAAAGGGAUGGCGCUGGUGAGGGUAGUGCAUCAUCAGGCAUUUUGGGGGCAGCAGAACAGAUGGUAAGUGGUCCAGGCGAACUUUAUAGAGCCCCGGAUUGUUUGUUUGUGGUUGGGCGGAUUCCUUGAUGCGUGAUUGGGAUGCUUGUUGACUAUUAGUAUGUUGUCCUGAGAUAGAAGUUCACUCUUGUUAAUCUAGUGCCCCCCAGUGGAGGGUUGCUGUGUGUGAGAGAGGUUGCUGCUUGUGUUGAA